AUGUCUGCUGUGGCCGUCGCUGGUGGUCUAGGCGACAUGGGCAGCCGUAUUACGGGCGCCCUGGUCGAGAGAGGGAAAUAUGAAGUCUAUGUAAUGUCUCGGGAGCUACCCAAAACCGUCGUACCUUCAAGGUCGCCUCCUCUGACUACUGUCAUAGAGACAGACUAUUCAUCCGUGGAUAAACUUGCCAAAGUUUUGGAAUCUUAUAACAUACAAACCGUUAUUUGCGCAUUUUCCCUGGAUUUUCCUGCCGCUAGCGACUCUCAAAUAAACCUCAUCCGAGCCUCUGAGAUGGCCUCAACAGUGAAUCGGUUUAUCCCGUCCGAGUUCAACGUUGACUACGACUUGCCGGACGAAGUCCUGCCGUAUCCGCACAAGAAGUUCCACACCAGUGCGCGUCGGGAACUGGAGAAGACAAACCUUGAGUUCUCAUACAUUUAUGCGGGCAUGUUUAUGGACUAUUUUGCUAUGCCAAACUUGGAGACCUCUCUUCGCGAGGUUUGUUUCAUAGUAGAUCCGACCAAUGGUGUGGCCAAUGUCCCAGGAGAUGGAGAGUCCAGGAUGGCAAUGUCCUUGGCCCAAGACGCCGCGCGGUACACAGCACUCGCCCUUGAACUCGACGCUUGGCCCCGUGUCAUGACUACGGCAGCUAGUUGCAUAUCAAUUAACCAGCUAAUCACUUUGUUUGAGGAGAAUUUAAAGCACCGGCUUGACGUUACGUACCAACCAAUCCAGAAGUUGACCAAGCACGAGAAUAAGCUGCUCCCCAGGAACAUUACAAUCGCUGACAGCUUCCCGGGUGGCAUAGAGCAGGUCAAGGCUCUCACGGCAGACUUGGAGGCUUCUAUAGCCCUGGGAUCCUUCCAGUUUGACAAAUUGACAGAUCACCUGGACCUUGUCAUGGAGUUCAGAGGAAGGACAGAACCACCCAUGGUGAUCGAGCGGUUGCUCAAGAUGGCUUGGAAAGGGAAAUAA
Metarhizium brunneum ARSEF 3297 is the source of this 975-nucleotide messenger RNA. RefSeq names its product Oxidoreductase swnN. NCBI's taxonomy places the organism in Eukaryota, Fungi, Ascomycota, Sordariomycetes, Hypocreales, Clavicipitaceae. The record is from RefSeq and is a predicted model, not a curated record.